Messenger RNA from Acipenser ruthenus (sterlet), 3668 nucleotides. RefSeq lists its product as uncharacterized. The transcript has 8 exons. Lineage: Eukaryota; Metazoa; Chordata; Actinopteri; Acipenseriformes; Acipenseridae. The record is from RefSeq and is a predicted model, not a curated record. The coding region runs from base 395 to 1963 and encodes 522 amino acids.
GGAAAAUGUGGCGGCAGAAACGUGUCCCAAUCAGGCAAGCACGAAACGGUUCCUGGUUUACAAAUUGUUAGUGCUGCAAAAUAUCAGGAACUCAUUGGAGCAAGAACUUGGAACAUUUACACAAAAGUUAAGUACAGAGGUGCACACUCUUCUGAAGGCUACUGAAGCAGACUUCUUGCGCGGUUGCCUGGGUGUUUUGGGCAGGCUUGACCAGGGUUGCAGUAUCGUUCAACAGGUCUGCGGCUUUUUUCAGGAAAUCAAAGCAGCUGUCAAGCCGUCGUGUCUCUUGGCAGCGACCCCAAAGGCCCCCCUUCUCGCAGAGUCGUCUCCAGCACUGAGAGGUGUCCUGGUCUCGGAUAUUCUGAAGUUUGGCCCUGUGCUGAGUAACGUUCUGAUGGCAAGCUCUAUUACAAAUGCUGUGCAGACUCUAGGGGCUGCCUUAGCCUUCCAGCAAAUCCAGAUGUUCCUCAAUCCUCAGAGAGAAGUUGUGUCUCGCAGUACCUCCACCUGUUGCAGCCUCGAGAUACAAGUGUACCGCUCCCUUCCGGGCUUCCAGACAAAAGACAUGCAGUUUGCAGAGCGCAGUGCCAAGCCUAAACAGCAGCAGCAGCUUAACAGUUUGAAAGAAAAUGUCAGAGAUCCACUUGGUCAAACUGCAGAUAAAGACAUGAUCGUACAGCAAGUCUCUGCAUCCCUGUUAAAUAGGAGCUGUGGUAAAGGACUUGAAGUGCAGCACCAGAAGCUCACCUCCUCCCAGCUGCUGAGCUUUCUCAAAAACUUUUGUAAAACAGAUAGUUCUGUUGCUAAUAUUAUGCACAGUAAAGUGAAAGCUGAUUCUGUGUGUACACCAGCCUUUGUCGUCAAGGAACUGACAGAAACUCCACAGGUGCUUCGUGCUUUUGAAGGCAGUCCGGGUGCUGGAUUUCCAUCAAAGACAGGGCUGAAACAGAAAAAUAUCCCCUGCUGGAAAUCCUUGUUGCCUGUCUUUAAAGUGAAGAGACAAGAUGCAGAUGACAGCGUGACCUACAGCUGUAUGGUUGCCACAGAGUCUGAGCUGUGGGAUAUCUCUGAGAUAUCUGUGAAGGGCAGCGUUGUGAUGGAAAAGGCUCAAUGCAAUUUGGAAAAGGACAACAGGCCUCGUGCGCUGAGCUGUCUCCUCGGUGUUGCCAUGGAGCCAGGCAUCGGCAGCUGUUCUCAGGAUGGCAGAAGGGUUAUUCCAGACUUUCAGAUCCGUAAGUUUGAUGAGGUGGAGGUGGCUGUCACUCAUGUUGUAGAUCCCAGCUGCUUCUUCAUUCAGGACGUGGGGCCUCCGAUGCAGGAGCUGGCCCUGGAACUCAACAGCAGGACAUGCAGCAGCAGCAGCCCCCUCACUCGGGUGAACAGCAUUCCUGACAUUGGAAGCUAUGUGUGCGGCUGGUUCCCCAAGCACGAGCUGUGGUGCCGGGCACGAGUGGAACAGAUCUGCGGCAUGCAGAGAGAGGCCAACCCGGAUCGGUCUCGGGGAUGCCUGCAGAACGUUCAAGUACAAGUGUUGCGAGUGGAUUAUGGAGAUACUGCAUGCCUUCCACUCAGCGAUAUUGAAGAGCUCAGUCCACAGUUCAUGGAUGUCCCACAGCAAGCUUUGUGUGUCUCGCUGGAGCAUGUCUCUCCAGUGGAUGGAUCCGAAUGGUCCUCGGAAGCCAUUAGAUGGUUUCAAGACAAAGUUGAAGGCCGGAGCCUGUAUGCCAGGCUGUAUCCCAAGAGAACCACGGUGAUGGUGGAGCUGUUCAUGGAGAAGGGAAAACUGGGAGCGAUGAGGAGAGGGCCCUCACUUUCUGAGAGAUUGGCUCAAAACGGUCAUGCGAAGCACGCAAGAAUGCGCACUAUCCGCAGCCUGAAAAGUGGCGGUAAAGGCCAAAAAGAAAAACUUUCUUCAGAGUGGGAGAAAUACAUUGUUUCUUGUUACUCACAGAACAGAAAAUGAGAUUGACUAUAAAGUUAACUCAUUUUAAAUUGAGUACCCAAUUAUUUUAUUCCCUACACGGCUCAUGGGAAGUGACGGUUCAGUGGACAUCCUCCGAUCCCACAACCAUGACAGUUUCCUCUUUUACAUCCAGGAACUCUGGAGGUGGCCAGCUGGCCACCACUGUUCAGUAUAGCGCAAUGAGGAAAAGAAACUGUUUCUGCCGACCGUCUCUCCCUAACCUGUGGAAGUACCAAGGCCAAUGCAACAGUCCCUCUGGAAUCCCCAUCGAAGACCGGCGACUUUGCACAGCCAGGACGUGACCCUGCAUUCCCCUGACUGUAUGACUCACACCUGCACACCACACGGCCAUGCUUUUACCAGGGGAGACCUCGGGGGAUCCCUGCGCUCCCCUGACUGUAUGACUCCACCUGCACACCACACGGCCAUGCUUUUACCAGGGGAGACCUCGGGGGACCCCUGCGCUCCCCUGACUGUAUGACUCCACCUGCACACCACACGGCCAUGCCUUUACCAGGGGAGACCUCGGGGACCCCUGCGCUCCCCUGACUGUAUGACUCCACCUGCACACCACACGGCCAUGCCUUUACCAGGGGAGACCUCGCGCUCCCCUGACACACAACUGUAGUUUGUCGUCUUAACUUGACGUAAUCAACUGGCAUGUGGCAUUAGAGAAAGUAAGCGACAAGACAGAUAGACUCCGAUUUUCCUUCAGGUGCGAUUUUCAUUAAUUUAAUUGAUUGUAUUUUGACUUGUUUUACAUGUGCGAGGCCCUCUUGUGGUCAUAGUUAAUACAGCAACCCAGUACAGUAUUUAAAUUCAUUUUUGAUUAAGCUGUUUUUCAAGAAAAUGCAGUCAAUACUCGUUGAUACAAACAAGAACAAUACAAAACUAGCCUAUAGCAGCUGUAGCGUUCAGUGUAAUUGUUGGUAGGGCUGACACCCAUUUCAUGUAGGCUAUGUCUUAUCCUAUGUAGAGGUGGGACACGUUUGUUCAGGUAAAGGCUAAUCUGUUUGACUUGACUUUAAUGUGUAUUCAUGCCCACACAGUUCUUAAUUCCACAUUAGAAUGGGUUUGGUUCCAAAAGUAGGUGAAUCACCCAGUAGUGUAAUAGAUAUUUGCACAGUAGUUUGCUGGUGCUUGAUGAUUUGUCAGAUGUCCAAGACAACAUUGGGCGCACGUGCACAGUCAUGCUUGCUUGGUAAAGGGUGUCCGACGGGCUCUCCAUGCCCCAAGGGCUUACUUGAGCAGUUCCUGCAGUAGGGUUCACAGAGUGACAGCAGGAACACUGUCUUUCCUACAUUUCUUGAAGAUUCGGUGACUUAUCACUGUUACAGGGUGACUUCUUCUUUUAUACUGAUCUUUACUGCUCCCGACCAAAAGGGGAACCAUCGCAGGUUCUAGCCGACCUCUAGCUUUGUUACACUGUGUCACACUGACUGUAGUAGGACAUGUGCACAUGUAUAGCAUUGUAGGUUGCUGCUGCUUGUUAUCAAAAUUCUGUUGCUUUUGAAAUCUCAUCAUGUUUCAUUCUUUUACUUCCAUUCAAGGCCUUGGAAAAUGUUUGUUUUUUUCAUGUUCAGUUGUUCCAACAACAAGGGGCUCAAAGUGUUUUUUUUGGGGGGGGUGCAAUGCCAAACUUACGUUGUUUGUAAUGUAAGCUGGUUAUGACAAGAAGAUAAAUAAAACAUUUUCUUGCAUUACA